Messenger RNA from Bombyx mori (domestic silkworm), 4782 nucleotides. Its product is annotated as phospholipase A2 group XV. Lineage: Eukaryota; Metazoa; Arthropoda; Insecta; Lepidoptera; Bombycidae. The record is from RefSeq and is a predicted model, not a curated record. Gene Ontology annotation, biological process: lipid metabolic process. The coding region runs from base 301 to 1533 and encodes 410 amino acids. The transcript is spliced from 6 exons.
GGCAACCCUGAUAAAAAUAAUCUUAUCUCAUGGUAUUCUAAGAACCUACGCAAUUCUUUUGAUUCGUUAAAUCAAAACAAUUGUGUUUAUCAAAAUACAAGCAGCUAAUUGUUAAACGUCCGCUAAUUGUCAUAUAAGAUUACCUCCCAGUUAAUGUUUCAUCAUACGAUUUUACGUCAUUAUCCACUUUUCCCGAUUGCUAAUACGAGCGAAUUGCGUAAAAAUAACGCAGAGCCUAUUAAAUCGUGUUCGCGAUUAUUCUUUGCGCUAUUUCACUCGUAAACUUAGUUUUAUUGGCAAAUGAAUAUGUUUGGUAUUAGAGUAACUUUUCAGUUAAUAUUUGUUUAUUAUUUACUGGCCAAGAGCUCUUGGGGACUGUCUCCUGUAAUACUUAUUCCUGGUGAUGGAGGUAAUCAAUUAGAAGCAAGACUUAACAGAUCGUUAGUGGUCCACUACAUUUGUAGUAAAACCUCAGCCGACUACUUUAAUAUAUGGUUGAACCUUGAACUUCUCGUGCCUUAUAUUAUUGACUGUUGGGUUGAUAAUCUAAGAUUGGAAUAUGACAAUGUUACGAGAACAACUCACAGCCCCGUUGGAGUUGAAGUCCGAGUUCCAGGCUGGGGUAACACAGAACCAGUUGAAUGGUUGGAUCCGUCUCAUCAGUCAUCUGGAGCAUAUUUCAAUAGUAUAGCAGAUUCUCUAGUCAGCAUUGGUUAUGUUAGAAAUGUAUCCAUCAUAGGAGCUCCGUAUGACUUCAGAAAAGCUCCAAAUGAAAACCAAGAAUUCUUCAUAAAGUUUAAAAGCUUAGUAGAAGACACUUAUAACAAGAACAAUAAGACAUCAGUUACCUUAAUAGUGCAUAGUAUGGGAGGCAGAAUGGCAUUACAUUUCCUUCAGCUCCAAACUCAAAAAUGGAAGGAUCAGUACAUAAGAAGGAUGAUUUCUCUUUCCACACCCUGGGCAGGGUCCAUGAAGGCUGUUAAAGUAUUUGCUAUUGGCGAUGAUCUCGGCUCAAGGAUGUUGUUCGAGAGCACAAUGAGGACCCAGCAGAUAACCUGUCCCUCGCUGGCCUGGCUGCUACCCUCACCCUUGUUCUGGAAGCCUAAUGAAGUUCUGGUGCAAACUGACAAAUAUAAUUACACGAUAAACGACUUUCAAAAGUUGUUCAAUGACAUGGAGCUACCCAACGCUUGGGAGAUGAAAAAGGACACUGAGAAAUACACAAAGGACUUCAGCGCUCCCGGCGUCGAACUGCACUGCGUGUACGGGUACAACGUCGCCACUGUGGAGCGGUUGGUAUACAAGGCUGGCACGUGGCUGGACGGCUACCCCGCGCUGGGCACGGGCGACGGCGACGGCACCGUCAACCUGCGGUCCCUGGGCGCCUGCGAGCACUGGCGGAAACGCCGCGGACGCACCACGCUCAACGGAGGCAAGCCCGUCAAGUCACUGCCACUCAGCAACGCAGAACACCUCAAGAUCCUCCACGACAAACGCGUCAUCGACUACAUCACCACUGUCAUGAGCAACUAGAUCUUAGAGAAGUUCAACUUCUCUAAGUGCGAUAGGUCAUUCUAAGGUCAUCUCGUUUCUAUAGUGUAACUACUGCCAAGAAGUUUCACUUCUAUCAUUUUCAUCUAAAUGAAUAAUCCAGUUUGUGUAGAAUUCAAAUUACACUUACUUAUUAUUACUUAUUAAAGUAAAAUUAAUUAAUUUCACAUAUUAGAGAUAUUCAAAGGAACUGCUUAACGAAAGUGCUUUCGUGAGGCUGGUCCGGCCGAGGGCUGUGUUGUGCUUAUAUUAACUACGUAGUCAAUGUGUCAUCUUAAGAAAUGUAAAAUAACUUGUUAAUUUUAUGUUCAUAGAACAAUAAUACAUGUUGUAUAAUAUAUUAUUAAUAAUCAACUAAUUGUAACUUGUCCUUUCGUCAUACCUCUGUGUGCUUGGCCUCAGUUAUACAAUAACCGUUGUCCCAGUUAUGCGUUUAGUGAAGAAUAUCUCUUGCCGAACUUAUUAUUUUUAAAUUGCUCAUUAUUGAAAUUGUUUAAAAUGAUAUUAUACUUUUACUAAUUUUUAAAUACUUUUUAAAUACUUUUACUAAUUUUUUUAUAUUAGUAAGUAUUCAAAAAUCUUUAUAACAUAUCAUCUCAUUGUCUCAUUGUGUUAAAUAAAUGUUUACAAUUACAAUACAAUUAAUGAUACGUAACACAAGAUGAAAUGUUAUUAAUGUAAGGAAUUAAUUUAGUUCAUUAAAUUGAACCAAAUUAAUUACGGAACAGAGUUAUUAUAUAAAUUUGUUAAUUAACAUGCAUUGUAAUGUUUUUAUUAAUUAUGUUUGUGUCUUAGCUUAUACUUUUCAUGUUAGUCGCGGUGAUACGAAUAGACCACUAAUUUUUAUUUGUUCAUGACAAAAACUAACGAUAGAUAGAGCUGACUGACGUGAACACAUCUGUUCAGAAAAAUACUGAAUUUUAAUAAAACAGAUGGCGCCACCACCACACCGCGCAGCUUGCAGUAGACACAGAUAAUUAUACCCAAACAGUCACUAUGACAAACUUAUCUCAAAUAAGGUUUUGUCUCCCCACAGUGAGCGUUGUACUCUCACAAAGCCCUCAAUAAUUCGAUGCUUAAGCUAUCUUAUUGCUCUCUAUUUUAAUUAGAAAUGCAUACAUUUUUGUAUUAAGUUUUAGCGGUGUUUUGAAUUUUGUAUAAAAUUAAAUGCCUACAUGAAUUUGUCUAGGUUUUAGAUACAUUUGCUCAAUCUGUUAUUGAUGUAAGCACUCGUUCAAGCAUCUAUGCAUAUUUCACGGACAUUCACGUGUAUGUAUUUAAUGAAGCAUUUUUUUUAAUUUCUGCAUUUAAAAUUAUUGAGAAAAUCUGCUUCUGGAUAUUGUUUAAGUUAUCACAGUAUCAAACUGAGCCGUUUUUUAAUUUCUAAACCAAAAUACAGACAAGCCAAAAGUUUAUCAGUAAUACUAUUGUUGGAUGGAUAACAUUUCACACAUAAGUGCAAAUACCCGAAAAUUUACUUUUUAACUUUAGAUAUACAAUUGUAAUAACAACUAAUUAUUUCCAACAAGAAUAAUGAAUAAAUGACUUGUUCUGUGAUAAUUUUAUAGUCUUCAGCUUAUUAUUAUAUCAAUAAUAAAUCAUUUAAUGGGCUGGUUAGUUUGAUUUUUAACUUCAAAUUAUAUUGCUUUUAUUAUGGUUAAGGCUCACGCUAUGUAAGUGAAAUAAAUGUAAUUAACAUUUAACAAUAAUUAAAUGUUCCUAGUCUCGGAUUUUGUAAUUAUGUAUUUUUUAAAGUACCAUAUUUUAAUUUAACCUUUUAUGACGUUGGUUUCCCUGGUUGGAAUUCCUUAGAAACAUCUUUCUAUCUCUUUGGCAACAUUUCAUUCGCUGACAAAUUAAACUCAGAUUUAUAGGGUUCCUGAUUGAUUAAUCGAAGACAUUAUUUUUCGCUAACAAAAUAAACGAAAAAAAAAUCUCAAAAGAAGAUACUCUCAAUUUUGUUUUACAAGAACUCUAGAAUUCUGAUUUGAAAAGAACAAGUUUUAAAAGUUACGUUCAUUGUCUUGACGAUUUAUUUUUUAUAAUGUGGGCUUAUCCCACAUUCCAUGCACAUACACAUUUACUCUUCACAAUAUAAAACUUAUAUAAUAUAUUUAUUUAAUAUAAUUAUUAAUACACACAGAGUAUACAUUCACACAUAUAACAUAUCUAUUAAUAUAUUAUUACUACAUUACAUAUAAAACAGACAUACACACACGACAAUUUAUCGUGCCGCGUCAAUCAGCUGGUCGCCCGUUCGUUCGCGCUGUGGACACGCGCGCUUGAACGGAAUGUCGCGGGUAGCUGGAAAAUAUACUCUUGCGCUGAACUUGCGCUUGACUCCUCGUACUGAACGCACGUCGCUUUCGCUAAUUAUAUACUGUUUUAUUGUUUUCGAAGCUUUUGCAUCUCUUGUGAUAACGCGCUUUCUUUGUGUCUAUCGUUACUGUACUGUCGUGUAAAGUGUCUUCUGUGUACUGUUUAUAAACUGAAUCUCUUCAGUGCUCAUAACCUUCUAUUCUUCAUAAUUUUAAUAAUAUAGACCGUGUUGUAUUUUCGUGUGGACUAAGUGUAAAUUUUAAUAAACAUUUAAUUAGUGUGCAAGGUGUCGUAUUUCAUUUAUUAUCCGAACACCGACGGCGCCUACUCAGGUACUUACUUACCUUUACCACAUUACGCUACGCGUCCGGACGACGACGCAUACAUACUACUCCAUCCACAUCCAUACGGGAGACUACAAUUCUCGUCUAUAAUAACAAACCUUAAGGGCCAUUCAUUACACACUUAGUUAAAAAUGUUAUGAAAGUUCUUUUGCCAAGGUGAUCGUAAAAUAAUCUCUUUUUUUUUUAAGAAUUAAUAGCGGCCCGGAGGCCGUUCCAGUUUCACCAGGACAGGUCAUAACAAUCUCACUACAGACAAAGCAAUCAAUCCAAUUAUGUCGUGCCUAAUUCAAAUAUUAUAUUUAUAACGUAUAAUAAAAUCACAUGUUUUAUUACUAUUAUUAUCUACCUUGUCGCAAAUAUACUCGUGAUGUUAGUGCUAUUGGCUAAAUACCGCGGGGGGGGGGGGGUGGCCGAGCCCGUCCGCCACGCGAUUCCUUCGUCUUAGUUAUUCGAUUGUUAUUUUUAAGUGUAAAAGGCAACUUGAAAUGUCUGUGAUUAAUACCUCUAUGAUGCUCUGUUUAGUCAAUUUGUUUUUCAUACUUUAAAUAAAUCGUUUGAGCGAGAUGAA